GGGAGGAGGGCGCGAGGGGCCGAGCAACGGAUCGGCAUCGCCCAGCACCAGACCGCAGGACCCCCAAGCAGGAUGGCAGAGAUGCAGGGGCUCAUGGAAAGACUGGAGCGGGCCGUUGGUCGACUGGAGUUGCUGUCUGCAGGGUUACACUGGCCUCCUGGGGACUGUGGGGAAGUUAACAGUGUCAGCGGAGGUGUGGCACCCUCGGUGGAGGCCUUUGAUAAGCUGAUGAACAGCAUGGUGGCUGAGUUUUUAAAGAAGAGUAGGAUCCUGGCUGGUGACGUUGAGACUCAUGCAGAAAUGGUGCAUAGUGCUUUCCAGGCCCAGCGAGCUUUCCUUCUGAUGGCCUCUCAUUACCAACAACCCCAAGAGAACGAUGUGGCUGCACUUCUGAAACCAAUAUCGGAAAAGAUUCAGGAUAUCCAAACUUUCAGAGAGAGAAACCGGGGGAGUAAAAUGUUUAAUCAUCUCUCGGCCGUCAGCGAAAGCAUCCCUGCCCUUGGGUGGAUAGCUGUGUCCCCCAAACCCGGUCCUUAUGUCAAGGAGAUGAAUGAUGCUGCCACCUUUUACACUAACAGGGUCUUAAAGGACUACAAACACAGUGAUUUACGCCAUGUGGAUUGGGUAAAGUCGUAUUUGAACAUAUGGAGUGAGCUUCAAGCAUACAUCAAGGAACACCACACUACAGGCCUUACUUGGAGCAAAACAGGUCCAGUAGCAUCAACUGCAUCAGCGUUGUCUGUCCUCUCCCUUGGGCCUGGCCUUCCUCCACCUCCACCUCCUCCACCUCCUCCAGGGCCACCUCCACUUUUUGAGAGUGAGGGCAGAAGAGAGGAGUCCUCUCCUUCACGCUCAGCUUUAUUUGCACAACUUAACCAAGGGGAAGCAGUUACAAAAGGGCUCCGGCAUGUUACAGAUGACCAGAAGACAUACAAGAAUCCCAGCCUCCGGGCUCACGGAGGACAAACUCCAUCUCCUACCAAAAGCCACACUCCAGGCCCCAAGUCUCCCCAGUCUCAUCCUCCUAAGAAACAUGCUCCUGUGUUAGAGUUGGAAGGGAAGAAAUGGAGAGUGGAAUACGAAGAGGACAGGAAUGACCUUGUGAUUUCAGAGACUGAACUGAGACAGGUGGCUUACAUUUUCAAAUGCAGCAAGUCUACUCUACAGAUAAAAGGGAAAAUAAAUUCCAUUACAAUUGACAGCUGUAAGAAGUUUGGCCUUGUGUUUGACAAUGUGGUGGGCAUUGUGGAAGUGAUCAACUCCAAGGACAUUCAGAUGCAGGUGAUGGGGAAAGUGCCAACAAUUUCCAUUAAUAAGACAGAAGGCUGCCACAUAUACCUCAGUGAAGAUGCAUUAGACUGUGAGAUUGUGAGUGCCAAGUCAUCUGAAAUGAAUAUACUUAUCCCUCGGGAUGGUGAUUAUAGAGAAUUUCCCGUUCCUGAACAGUUCAAGACAGCAUGGGAUGGAUCCAAGUUGGUCACUGAACCUGCAGAAAUUAUGGUUUCUGAGAGACCACCGAACCCCCUGACCUGAAUCCUCCCCAUCAAAAAAACAAACAAAUAAAAGCAGCAUUAAAGACCUAGAAGUUGCAGUAGCACCUAGCUUUAGCUUUGGCCUCCAACAAUUCUGUGCUAUAGAAACAGCAUAAUUUCUGGCACGCCUUCGUGGGCAUUUUGGAAUAUUUAACGUUUCUUCAUGAUUUGCCUUUGUGUGUGAUUUGAGUUUCACAUGAUGACUUGUGAGCAUUAUACAUUUAAAGGGAAAAAAGAGAAUUCUGUUCCCCUCAUAUCACUAUCACAGUAGUUAAGAGGUAAAAUUGCAUGACUCACUUUUACACUUAUGUUUUAUUGCUAGUUGAAAAAUAAAACCUUUGAGAAUCUAAGAUGCACAUUUUAAUCUUUUAGACAAUCUCCAUAUAUGUGGUAGUAGUAUGCUCUAAAAAUGUACGAUUUUUGUUUUCUUCUUUUUACCACCUUUAUCAGCAUGAAUACACUGUCAGCCUGAAUACAUAUU
Messenger RNA from Eubalaena glacialis (North Atlantic right whale), 2013 nucleotides. It is a transcript of the gene CAP2, whose product is annotated as cyclase associated actin cytoskeleton regulatory protein 2. Lineage: Eukaryota; Metazoa; Chordata; Mammalia; Artiodactyla; Balaenidae. The transcript has 13 exons. Gene Ontology annotation, molecular function: adenylate cyclase binding; actin binding. Bases 73 to 1533 code for a protein of 486 amino acids. Gene Ontology annotation, cellular component: cytoplasm. Gene Ontology annotation, biological process: cytoskeleton organization; regulation of adenylate cyclase activity; cell morphogenesis. The record is from RefSeq and is a predicted model, not a curated record.